Messenger RNA from Didymodactylos carnosus, 984 nucleotides. NCBI's taxonomy places the organism in Eukaryota, Metazoa, Rotifera, Eurotatoria, Philodinida, Philodinidae. The record is from the annotation of a GenBank genome assembly.
AUGGACUCUUUAUCUAGGGCUAGACGUGCGCAUAAAAUAUUAUCUACCAGUGGUACUCAUGCAUAUGAGGCACCUGGCGCCGGUGACCAACGUGGCCCCUGUCCUGGUUUGAAUGCUUUAGCAAAUAAUGGUUAUAUAAAUCGAAAUGGAAUUACCAGUCCCACACAAGUUAUAACCGCCUCUAAGACCAUUGGGAUUGCAGAUGAUGUCAGCGCUGUGCUGGCUGCACUUUGUGUAAUAGCUGGCAAUGGAGUGACAUGUUCAAUUGGCAAUUCAUCGGGACUGGGAGGGUAUGGUUUAAAUAAACAUAAUUUUUUUGAAGGAGAUACAUCAUAUAAAAGUUGUGACUGUAAAUUGUGUCCCACACAUCCUGGAUGUGAUAAUUAUCAUUUUAAUAAUAAAGCAUGGACCACGACCUAUAAUGCUGCUCAAUUAAAUGGGGGUCUUUUUGGUAUACCAACAUUUAAAAUAUCUGCUAAACAACGAUAUGAUGAGUGUGUCGCAAACAAUACAAGAUGUGUAUUUGGACCCGCACAAUUUAUUUUUCAUUACGGUACUCCUUGCCUAUUCGCUUACAUAUUUCCUGGUGAUGCUGGCGUGGCCAGUGAGGCUAUUGAAAAUACCUGGAUCGGUAUUUCUUAUAGUGGUGGUCAACGGGUAGGUAAGACUGGAGGUGAACAAAUCCCCGACAACUGGGUUCCCCUUCAAUCACCUUAUACUGUACCUGAGCUUGCUGAAUGUAUUCUUGACCUUUAUACAGCUAAUCCUGUUGCACUUGGCGCCAACGUGGGUGCCGGGUUUGUUCUUAGUCCUAGUGAGCAACAGCUACCGUCUAAUCCAGAUGUGAAUGAUAUUCUUUGUUUUAUCUAUGCAGCCAUAUUUUCAAGUGCACCAACCGCAAGUUUACUUGCCGUAGCCAGGUAUCUAGAUCCAAUAUUUACUGUAUCGCCAUGGUUUUGUCCGAUUUUUAGUACUGGACGUUAA